AUGUUCGUCAAAAGUCUCGGUAGUGUUCUGGCUGCUCUUCUGCUUGUAUUUUUACCAUCGUCAACAGUUUCUGCACAAGCCCGAAUUGUUGGUGGGGAUACGAUUCCCAUUGCCAGUGCUCCAUAUUUACUUCAAAUUUGGAAAGGCGAUAAAUUUAUUUGCGGCGCAUCUUUGAUCAAGGAUAACAUAGCGUUAACAUCAGCUGGUUGUGUUUCUGGCGUCAAAGCCACAGACAUCGAAGUAGUUGGUGGAGCCGACACUCUCAGUGAUGCGGGUGUAAGAAGCAAAGUCCUGAAGAUUUCCCGACAUUCCUCCUAUACUGAGAAGACCCCCAAAAUGGAUGUGGCUGUUAUGCUGUUGGAAACACCAUUGGAAGGUGAUGAUAUUGCCACAAUUCCGUUGAAUGAUGUUCCCCUUAAGGCCGGCCAAAUAAUGCAGGUCUCAGGAUAUGGUCAAAAGAGUGAAUUUGCUAGCAAACCUACAGGAGAGAUUCGCACCAUAUUUGUACCCAUACUAACACGUGCCAACUGUGCAAAUUAUUACAAGAGUGUCUUGAAUCCUUUACCCGGAACAAUGUUUUGUGCCUCUAAGCCCGGUCUGCAAGAUCACUGCGUUGGUGAUAGGGGUGGUCCUGCUGUCUCCAAUGGCAAAUUGUGUGGCAUUGUGUCAAGAGCCGUUGGUUGUGCACGCGUUGGCUUUCCUGGUCUUUAUGUUGGUACCUUUGCUGUCACUUCGUUUAUUAAUGAAGCCAUAGCCAACUUGGAAGCUUAA
Molecule: messenger RNA, 771 nt
Organism: Stomoxys calcitrans (stable fly)
Lineage: Eukaryota; Metazoa; Arthropoda; Insecta; Diptera; Muscidae
Product: seminase
Exons: 1
Coding region: 1-771 (256 amino acids)
Biological process (GO): proteolysis
Molecular function (GO): serine-type endopeptidase activity
Source: RefSeq, a predicted model, not a curated record